Uloborus diversus is the source of this 7590-nucleotide messenger RNA. Its product is annotated as histone acetyltransferase KAT6B-like. The coding region runs from base 46 to 5829 and encodes 1927 amino acids. The record is from RefSeq and is a predicted model, not a curated record. The transcript is spliced from 15 exons. Gene Ontology annotation, biological process: regulation of DNA-templated transcription. Gene Ontology annotation, molecular function: histone acetyltransferase activity. NCBI's taxonomy places the organism in Eukaryota, Metazoa, Arthropoda, Arachnida, Araneae, Uloboridae.
UGCUGUAAAAAUGAUUCUGUUUGAAAGAAUCAAUUCAUCUGGAAUAUGUGCACAAAUUGCAGAGUCCGUGCAAGGAAGGAUAGCAGAGACCAAGAAGAGCUUUUGAUAGUUUGCAAACUCUGCAAACAUUUCAUUCACAUGGGUUGUUCACACCUACCUGGUACAAAAUUUAAAAAGUACUCUUGGUCGUGUUGCUCAUGUGUAGAAAAACAAACAAUGCGCUUCAAAAGUAACAAAGUUACUGGUACUGCUGAAGCAGAAGGAAGUCCCGAGAAGCAAGAAAGCUCUUCUUCUCAAAGUGCCACACCUUUUUGUUCAACAAAAACGUGGCCAUCUUUUCAAAUUCCAAUUAAAAAGCAGUGGCAUCGGCGGCAAGCUUUUAUGGACAAUUUUACUGCUAGUGAGGAAAAGAAUCCCUUCCUUGCUGCACUAGAAAAUUCAAAGAAUGAAUCACUUUCAAGCUGUCUAAGGGACGUCAAUAAAUCAUCAGAUGAUUCGUUUAACAAAUCUAAUUUUCUUAUUCAACCUUUUUCUUCUGCAAAGGGCAAUUUAUUUCGUCCAAAACCAAAAGGACUGGUUGAUGGACUGUCGCGGUUUUUUACCCCGACUAAUAAAAGAAAGUCACGAGUAGCUAUUUCAUCUUUAGGUGAUUCUUUAACACUUGGUAAUGAGAUGCAAGUAGAGCAUGCAGCUGAUGACAGCUUCUCAGGUAAGCAGUUCUGUGAUCAAACAGCAGUUAAUGAAGAAACAUCUGACAAUGAGUUAUUUGUGGAAACCCAGCAUAAAUUAUGUGCUGAUCCUUUCGUGCCCUCUGGAAAGAUUAGUUCCCCGUCCAACGUUCAACCAUCAUUUAAUGCAAAUUCAAAACAAACAAUGUCUCUGAAUGUACAGUCUCCGAGUGCAAAACCUAGUGGAAGUGGUCCAUUAAAAAAUCUUUUUGAUGGCUUAUCGCAUUUAUAUACUGCAUCAACAGAUACUCGUAAGCGAGGACAAAAGGUUUCUAAUCAUAGUUUACCUUCUCCAAAGCGAGUUUGUAAAGAUAUUUCUGGUCUUAAAGAAAAGAAUCUUACAGUACCUGUGUUUUGUGAUAGAAAUAGUACCGGUGAUUCAUUGCUUGACAAAAGUUCGGAAACAAAAUCUGAAGUAGAGAAUGUAUCUGAAUAUUUUGAAACGGAUGUUGAAAAUACAUCAUCGUCUGCGUCAAGUUCAAGCUUCUCAAAUAAUGUAAAAAUGGAAUUUUCUGAAGCAGAACCAUCUCCAUCUUAUGCUCUCAGUGAUAGUAAGUCCACUUCAUCGCCGCUUUCUUCUUCAGUGCCUGAAAAUACAUUUUUUGGUGAACCCAACAUUGUACAGGAAAGUUCAAAUCUGGAUGUCAAAGAUAAUGUUGACAAGAAAGAUUUUGAUGAAAAUAAAGAAAAAAUUAAUAAAGAAGAAAAUUUAUUCAUUAAUGUUACUGAAGAUGAUAUUUUGCUCUUUAAAAGAGCCCAACAAAUUGCUGAUCAAAAUUUAGGUUAUGAUUCAAGUUCAACGGCAAGAAAGCCCUCCUUGAUUCAAUUUGGCCAGUAUGAAAUAGCUGUAGUUUAUUCUUCACCUUACCCCAAAGAAUAUUUAAGGUUACCAAAAUUGGUUUUGUGUGAAUUCUGUUUCAAGUUUAUGAAAAGCAUCAAAACUCUUGACAGGCAUAUGAUGAAAUGUUCUCUUAAACAUCCACCAGCUGAUGAAAUUUAUCGGAAAGGAGAUUUAAGUAUUUUUGAAGUUGAUGGCAUUGCCAACAAAACGUAUUGCCAAAAUUUGUGUUUGCUUGCAAAGUUGUUUCUAGAACGAAAAACAUUAUUCUAUGAUGUAGAAUCUUUCUUAUUUUAUAUCUUGACUAAAAAUGACAGAAAUGGAUGCCAUUUUGUCGGCUAUUUUUCUAAGGAAAAAUUUUGCCAGCAGAGGUAUAAUCUCUCAUGCCUAAUGGUGAUGCCUCAACAUCGAAGAAAUGGUUAUGGGCGUUUUUUGAUUGAUUUCAGCUACCUCUUAUCUCAGAAGGAAGGAAGAUGUGGUACUCCUGAGAAACCAUUGUCAAAUCUGGGCCAUAUUUGUUACGAAUCAUAUUGGGAAUCAGUUGUACUAGAGCAUUUAAGUAAAGUAGAUAGAAAAAAGAAAAUAACCAUCAAAAGUAUAUGUAGGGCUACAGGCAUGACAUUUUUAGACGUUGUAUCAACUUUGACUGUCCUUAAUAUGAUAACAAGAAAUGAAUUGGGAAAGCUUUUAGUGACUGUAGAUGAAAAAUCCUUAGAAGUAUAUAUGCAAGAAAUAAGUAGAAAGAAAAUAAAGAGAAUUAUUCUUAGUGCAGAUUGCCUCUCAUGGGAACCACAGCGAAACUCUAAGAAUGACAAUUGCAAAAAGUGUAAAAAAGAAGCUUCUAAAAUAAGAGACAAAAAAAGGCAGCUGGUGAAUGAAAGAUCAAAAUCAAAUAAUAAAAUUGAGAAAGUUUUCAUUGGAGGAGAAUGGUAUUCGAAAGAAAGAAUUAAAUGUGAGACUUGCUUAUUGUCACAAGAAAGAGAAAGAAGAAAGUUGUUAAAACAUAAAAACAAAAGAAAAUUGGCUGAACGACAUAUUGAAUUGGAUACCAUAUUAGCGGAGCCUAAAAAGAAGCGACUUAAAUUGCCACCUGUUCACAGCUCAGUAUUAGAUUCUAGUGAUGAUUCUGCUGAUUAUGUUAAAUUCACAACUGCAAAAAUUAGAAAUUUAAAGCGAAAAUGGUUGAAGAAGCAUAAAUUGAAAAUGCAAAAAAGGUUCGAAGAACAGAAGCAAGAAACAGAUAUUUUAAAGUAUGCAGUUUUAGGAGAAAGCAGGAGCUCAAAAAUUAAGGUCCAUAGCUUUCUUCGAAAGUCCAGCAAAGUUAACAUUGAGUGCCAGAAAAAAAUGAAACACAAACGUUUCAAAAAAGAACGUUACAAAAAGCUAAGAAAGAAAGAUAAAAGUAAAUGUUAUGGUCAGGAACUUACGAAAGAUAAGAAAAAGCAUAAGGUCAAAAUGAAGAAGAAGGAAAAUAAAAGUUCUGAAAAAGAUGGAGAUCGAGAAGGUGUUCAAACUCCUCCUGUUUUACUUCCUGCUGUUCUAUCAGAAGAUGACUCCUCUCGGGAAGAAAACUCUGCUUCAGAACAUGAUUUGUUGCCACCUCCUCUUCUACAAGCAUCAGUAGUAGAAACUGUUGAAACUAUUGAAAAUGUAGUACCUUUACCUGUUGAAGAGAAAGAUGAAAUCAAAAUAGAAAUUCAGGAUGUUAUAGAAAUACAGCAAUUAGUAAAUUCACCAAAAGUUGAGGCUGAGAAUUUAACUACUGAAGUACUUGAAGAAGUUAUUGAUGAAAAUGAAGAUAAUGAAACUGAAGAUGUACCUGUACAUCAUGUUGAGCAGUUUGAGGAAGAAAAAGAAAUUGAUGAUGAUAUUAUAGAUAAGUCAGAGAAAAUUGAAGAAACAUUCAAUGAGGAAACUUCUAAAGAACCAAAAACAGUAGAGACAGCAGAUCCCUGUAAUAGUGCAAUUACAAAUAUGAUUGAUAGAGCGGUAGCUCCUCUUUUCGCUGAUGUUGAAGUUAUAGAGGAAAAUACUUUUUAUAAUGAGGUGAACAAUGAUUCACUGGAAGAUAGCCCUGUUGUUGUAGAAAAAAGUGAAUUUGUAGAAGUAAGUGCUGAAAAUGAAAUAAGUGAGUUAAGAGAAUCAGUUGAUUUAGCCGGAGAAGAGAUGGUUGAUAUUAACAGCAGUAAAAACAUGAGUAAUGAUAGUGUCGAAGUCAUCUUUCCCGAUCAGUCUGAUAAAAUGGAAAUUCAUUCUCUUCGCUCACCUGAGCCAUCUAUGCAUAAUAAUUCUGAAAGUUUAUGUUUACAUAAUGAGCUUAAAAAUGAAGAAGAAGAAAAUGAAGUAAGAGAAGCAGUUGAAGUAAUUAAUGAGCAAAUGGAGCAUUCAUCUGGUAUAGAUAUGCCACUAACGCCUCAAACUCCAGAGUCCGAUCAUUCAAGACAUUUUCGAGACCUUAGUCCAUAUCAACCUCAACAUGAUUGUGAGAACUCGAUUCAAGAAGUGGACGAUUCAAAUAAUGAGGAAUGUCAAGAUGUUGAAGAUGAUCCAAUAAAUAAGAUGUCUGAAAAUGUUCAGGAAUGUAGAUACCACGAACAACUUAAAAAUGUUGCACAAAGGAACCUUAAUGCAGGGAAUGAUUCUUAUUCUCAAGAUAUGAUGGAUCAGCCUGAAAUUAUUGUUGAUAUUCCUCAAGUUUCUCAGCCAUUGUCGCAAAGUUCUCAGUUGUCAAGUCAAAUGUCAAAUCCAUCGACACCAGUUGGAACUAUUGUUUCAAAACAUACACCUACACCUCAGGAGAUGUCUAGUAUGGGUGUUUAUACACCUGACUCUUCUACAAAUAGUGGAUAUAACUCUGUAGAAAUUGAUGUUUGUCAGUUAGGCUUAGAAUCUCCCACAUCAGUUUGCAGCAGUGAAAUUGCACAAAAUUCUGUUGAGGCAACCCGUUCUUCUACACCACAGUCAUACCCAGAUUGUGCACAGCUAAACAAUGCUUCGCCAUACUGUGCCAAUGUAUCAAUUUCUGAAGCAUGCUCUAAUCCUACUCGGCGAGAAAUGAUUGCUGCGGCAGCAGCUGCACAGGCUGCAGUUGUCCAAGCUCAGGCACAAGCUCAUCAUACCAACCAAAGUAGUCACUGUGUCAAUGUUUCUAAUAGAAAAAGACAACAUUCAAAUGCAGCUAUAGCCCAGAGAAUAGCAAAUAUACCAUCCGCUGGUCCAGUCUCUAGUUUAAUGCAGUCUAGUAUGGUAAGUGUUAACGCAACUGCUGUAAAUGCUUUGUUUGUUGGACCAGCUCCCAAUACCAAUAAUGGCUACAUGAAUGCAAUGAACAUGAGUGUCCCAUGUAGUAAUGCAACUGCUGGCGGUGGUCCAGUGGCUGGAUCAUACAUGGUCGGAGUUCCUGUUGCUACCGUUAUACAGCCACAAUCAGCUGCUGCUUUCGCCGCUGCUUCUAUGCAAAAUCACCACCAAUUGCAGCAAUCGCCUCAAAACUUUUCCGUUGCCAGCCAUCCUUCAGGUACAAUUUCUGGUGCUAUGCAAAGGCUAACACAUGUUGGUGUGUCACCAAGCAUAGCUCCAAAUACCUGUCCAGUUUCUUCAGUUACCCCAAAUUUUCAUAUACAGUCUCCUAGUUAUACCUAUACUCCUACACCAACUCCUACACCUAAUACUCCAUCACAAAUUGGUACCAGUUGUAGCCUAGCAAAAUUACAGCAGCUUACAAAUGGUAUUAUGGACAUUGUUCCCAAUCCACCCUGUAACACCAUGACCCCACCACCAAAUAUGACUCCGCCUUCUCCUCAAGUUAACAUGACUCCUCCACCUCAAAUGCAGCGCUCUAUAACCCCAGCAAUGACUGGACUUCAGCCUCAGUUACCGAUGCAGUCAAAUUCUCAUAGUUAUAGUAAAUAUCACUUUCAUCAUCGCCAAAUGCAGAGGAAUCCAAAUGUUGCUCUUAGUCCCAAUUUGGUAGCUAGUUAUCAGACUAUCAAUGGCGUUGGUUAUCGUAUACAGCAAGCUCCAACAGCUGCAGCUAUGUUAAAUACCGGUUAUAUUACAAAUGCUAGCUUUAUUAAUCAAGCACAGCUGCCACCUUCUGCUGCAGUCCAGAUGGGGAUGGUAAAUGUAAAUAUGCAUGGACAAACUCCAUACCAGGAGACUUUGCAACCUAAUAGGCCACAGAAUGCAAUGUAUACAACGUACAGCUAUCACAUAAGUGGCAACUUACAGCCACCGUCUAUAAAUUCGGUAAUGCGGCGGUAAGCAAGUUUCCAAACUCUACAUUGUUUCCAUUCUUCCACACAUGUUUUCUUUUCAUGAAAGAGUGUCUACCUCAUAAAUGUAGAUGGGCAUUUAUUACGAGCCAUACUUAAGAUUUAUAUUUAAAAUGAAUUCUUGCAUGAUAUGCAUUUGUCGGUGAAACCCUUUUUUCUUAAACAAAAAUAUUGAUUUUUGUGGUUAAUACUCAUAUUUUAUCACUAUAUUUUCAUUUGCACCAGUGAUUUUGUAUAUAGUUUUUACUUUUUGUGCAGCGUACUAAAAAUUUUAAUAUGAAGCGCGAUUUUGUUUUUAGAGUUUUUAAUUGUAUGUAAAUGAGACAUAUUUUAAGAAAUUAAUGUGUUUUAAAUUCUUUAUCAUCUCAUUAGUAGUUAUGUUUUGUAAAAUGAGGAACACAAUAGCAAAUAACCAUUUACGUAAUGAUCGUAUUUGUGUAUAAUGCAAGAAAAAUUAGCCAAAAUCAAGCCAGUACACAAGAGUUAAAGCUAGUCAAAUUUUUAUUAUUAGUUUGCGGAAAACUGAGGAAAGCAAGCAAUAUUUUUAAGAUAGAAGAAUCUUAAAUGUAAAAUUGCUCGACAGAUUUUCUAUGUUUUAGGGGACAAAAACAUGACAGUUCAUGUUUGUUAUUUUAUUAUAUUUUUUUCACUUGUUUCCAUUAUCCAUGCAUCAAAAUGAUGCAUUUUAAUCCCCAAAAGCUUAAAAAGCAGAAACCACUUCAUUUUUCUAAGAAUCUGAAGUUUUUUUUGCAUUUAAUGGUUUAUAUAAUUUUUUACUUGAAAAAAAAAUGUAUAAAAUAUAAAUAUUGUUAAUUUAGUGAACUACAUCAUACAAGGAAAGAAAGAGAGAGAGAAAAUAGUUUGUAUAGUGUACAAUAACUUGCACAACUACCUUUCGUACAAAAGUACAAAUACAGAGAUUUUAUUAUCUGUAUGUAUAUAUUUAUAUAUUAUAUGAUUUACCAGAAUCUCACUAUGAUUGAUGUCACUAUACUUGCAUUUGGUUUUUACAAAAAAAAAAAAAAAAAGAUGGAAAAGAAAAUUAUUAUUCUUCAUAUUUUAUUAGCACAUAUGCACACACUUUUUUUUAAAAAAAAUUCUUACACAUAUAUAUACAUAUUCGUCAAUCAGUGUUUAUGAAGGACCCUGGCAGUACAACUGUUUCCUCUCAGUGCUAAACUACAGUGAUGAGCAUUGCCUGAUUACUGAAUAUUCCAAGGCUGUGGCCUAUAGCCCCUGCUUUUUAGAGGCCCCCAAAUGGAUAAAAUUGUUUUAACCUAUGCCUAAAAUUGUAUGUUUUGAUUUCAAAAGGGCACGAAAAAAAGCAUUUUGCCUUGUUCCCGAUAUCUUAAUUGGACCAUGGCAAUGAGUCGUAUGUAGUAGGACCUACUCAGAGGAAGAUGAAUGCUAAAAUUAGCUUAAGAUGUGUAAUUUCAAAAUUUAUAUAAAUGAUGUCACAAAAAUGGAUUAUGAAAGUCCCAACCGCAAAAAACAACAUUUGGCCAAAUUAGUAGUUGUCAAGUCUUGAUCUAUUCAUAUUCUUUUGUUACAUAAUUUUUUGUUUAUUUAGUGCUAUUUAUUUUUUUCUUUUUUGUACUUUUUCAUGUAAGAUACUUUAACAAUAUUUUUUUUCUUUAGAAAAAAAAACUUAACUUCAGCACAGAGGCAAUAUAUGUAUUGUAUGUAUAUAUCAGUCACUUCAACUUUAUUAACUUUGUUGUUUUUGAAACCUCAGUUUUUGAAGAAGUUU